AUGUCGCUUGUAUUUCAGACUUUGAAUUUAUUGAGUGUGGAGAGGAACAGUUACGGCGUUAGAACGGGCGAUUACUUGAGAUACAGGAAACACUGUACUAGAAAGAUCAAUAAGCUGCGUAGAAAUCUCAAGCUGACGAAUGGAAAAGGCAAGAGAUUCAAUAAAUGUACAGCAGAAUCCAUUCUCAGACAAUCUGAUAUCAGAGUAUUGGAAUUGCUGCUCCUCUCUGCCGAUAAAUAUUGGGCUGAGUCUCAAGAGAAUAAAGACGCAACGAGCAAAUUGAGAAGAUCAGAUCAAUUUGCAAAUGUCUUAAUUGAGGCUUCUUCCAAGUUCGGUCUUCACUCCAGUGACACUGUUCAGUUGGAAAUAUAUCACAAAUUCAUCCAAGGAAGCUACAAUUUGAGUAAAAAUAAGUUCCACGACGCACUCAACUUAUUGUCAAUCUCUUACGUUUACCUCAAAAACCUUAUUAACGCUGCACCUAAUGAUAAGAUUAGGGCUUUGGGUGAAGGGUGGUUAGAUGAGUUAUCACCCAAAAUUCGUUACUGCUCUUAUCAAAGCGGGAACAAAUCUACAUCACAUGAGAUUGAUAGAAUAGCAAACGAGCAUUCAUCUUCUCACUCGUUUGUUCAACUCGAGUACAGCCAAGAAGAUAAGCCAACUAAAGUAAAGAACUUGACAUGGCGUGGCAAGGAAUUACGACUCACAUCUGUUGACGUCGUUGAAGCCAUACACAAGUUACAGUCUGUCAUUGACAAGAAGUCUGGUAAAUCAACCCAAUCACUAUCAAACUAUGACGAAAUUCUCAACACUUACACCAACGCGAUAGAGAUAUCGCCUCAAGGUCUAUUGAAGCAGGUCCUCACGUACAAAAUGCUCGCUUUGAGAUUAGAAAGAGAUCUCAAAAUCAACAACCAACUCGAGUCAAACGAACCUGCAAAAAAUAGAUCAAAAGUUAAAGUUAUCGAUGGAAUUAUCUUCACAUUAGAGCAAUUACGUAAUUUGCACAUUGUUGAAUCUGACGACUCGGAUUUGAGUGGUUAUGUUGAGACUAAAAUCAGCUACCAUCAAGCACUUAAGAAUUACACCCUCGGUUUAUCGCACUUGAUGGCUCACAGCUAUGGACCUUCUAUCAGAUUACUGGAGUCUUGCAAGUUCUACAACAGAUCAGGAUUAGAAUUGUUGAUGAGCCUUGAUGAAAGCACCUUAAACCAUUCUGAAGCAUUCGAGCCAGUCGUUGACAUCGCUCUAAUUGAAGACUUGAAUAAGAUGGUAGACACAGCUCUGGUUAACUCCAAGAAGGCUUGGUUCGCUCAGCAGUUCAAGCGUCCACUCUUCUUCGAUAUUGCCAACACCUACGUUGAACCACCACUUGACUACAUACUUGACAAAUCUCAAUCCAAAGAUACAAAACCUUCUAAAAAGGAAGCUCAGAAACCGCCCACUGGCCACGUCAUCUCUAGUGAAGAUUCUAAACAAACUCAAGACUCUGCUGAGAAGAAUGCCAACAAGACUGCCUCUUCAGGGUGGUUUGGUAGUUUAUGGAAGCGUUGA
Molecule: messenger RNA, 1554 nt
Organism: Wallemia ichthyophaga EXF-994
Lineage: Eukaryota; Fungi; Basidiomycota; Wallemiomycetes; Wallemiales; Wallemiaceae
Product: Signal recognition particle subunit srp68
Exons: 2
Coding region: 1-1554 (517 amino acids)
Biological process (GO): SRP-dependent cotranslational protein targeting to membrane
Cellular component (GO): signal recognition particle, endoplasmic reticulum targeting
Molecular function (GO): endoplasmic reticulum signal sequence receptor activity; 7S RNA binding; signal recognition particle binding
Source: RefSeq, a predicted model, not a curated record